GAUUCGCAGCGCAGGAUUAGGAUUUUAGAUGUUAGUGGGUCUCUAUCUCUUUCUCAGGGCCCAAAUAUAAAAGAGAACACGUACAAGUCAGAGGGCAUGAGGAGAGAGGGGUGAGACAGAGGCCUGAGUUCCACUGCACAUUAAGUUUAGAAACAGUUGUCGUCUGAUAUUCGCAGAACACCAUCACAUCGCCCGGUUAUCAAUAGAAGGUUGAUCUUUGUCCAUCAGUCAUUUCUCUGGCAGUUGAAAUGCCACAUAUUGGUGGCAGUAUAGUCUAGGCCUAAUGUUUGACUUUAUAUCUUUGUGAUUAUUCACAGUGGGGUCAGUUAUGUGAGCAGUGACGUGUGUGGUGCACGCAGCGACGGAAAUCAAUGCCAACUCCACAAGAGCCACAAUCUCAAUGCCACUACACGACAGCACAUGCUCUAGGCAUAUGUGCAUGCCCCGAAGCACAUACGCAUGGAUUGCUUCAUAUGAGACCAUUGAGGACUGUUGACACACUAGGCCUCGGCUACUGACCGAAUAGACAGUAAAUGUCCCAGCGCGGAACUGCCACCUGAACACGUGUGUCCCUUGGUGUCAGGUACUGUAGUGUGUGUCAUGGCUAACGGCGGGGACCCGUUCGUCAUCCCAGAGCGCAUGGACACAGACACGGACUCACCGAAAGAGAACAAACCGGAGAAUCACACUAGCUCCAGCUCUCCACCGUCACCGGAGACCACGUGCACACAGCAGGGGAUGGAGGGAAUAAAAGUCUACCUGCACGAGCGCGAGCUGUGGGAGAAGUUCCAUGAGGUCGGAACAGAGAUGAUUAUCACUAAAGCGGGAAGGCGGAUGUUCCCCUGCUACAAGGUGAAGGUUACGGGCCUCAACCCUAAAGCCAAGUACAUCCUCCUCAUGGAUAUCGUGCCAGCGGAUGACCACCGCUACAAGUUUGCGGACAAUAAAUGGUCUGUGACGGGGAAGGCGGAGCCGGCCAUGCCAGGCAGGUUGUAUGUCCAUCCUGACUCUCCGGCCACCGGAAGCCACUGGACACGUCAGCUUGUCUCCUUCCAGAAACUCAAACUCACCAACAACCAUCUGGACCCCUUCGGACACAUCAUAUUAAACUCCAUGCAUAAAUACCAGCCCCGCCUCCAUAUCGUCAAAGCAGACGAAUACAACAGGUUUGGUUCCAAGAACACUGCCUUCUGCACGCAUGUGUUCUCAGAGACCGCCUUCAUCGCCGUGACAUCAUACCAGAACCACAAGAUCACCCAGCUGAAGAUAGAGAACAACCCAUUCGCUAAGGGCUUCAGAGGCAGUGAUGACAUGGAGCUGCACCGCAUGGCUAAGAUACAGGGUAAGGAGUAUCCGGUGGUUCCUCGUAGCUCAGUGCGUCAGAGGGUGUGUCCUAGUGGGAGUCCGUUUGGGGGGGAAGCGAGGGGGUUGGGUUUGCACCCCUAUUCCUGUGAGAAUGGGGUGAGCAGCACCACCCAGGACCUCCUCAUCCCUCCUCCAUCCCCCUACACCCUCCCCCAACCAGACACACACGAACACAUGCAGGUGUACCACUGCAACAAGAGAAAAGCGGAUGAUAGCUGUCCUACAGCAGAGAAUCACCAGUACAGGAAGCCCUACAUCGACAGUUCUCCCAGCAACGACGAGUCUUACUAUCAGCCGUCUGCUUACCCUCAUCCCCCUCUCCCUCCCUCCGUCCCUCCCCCUGGUCUCUCUGACUCCCCAUACAGGUCAGAGGUGGGGCAGCGGCAGGCGUGUAUGUUUGCUGGCUCAGAGCCCAGACUGGACAACCUCAGCUGUACAUCCUGGUCCUACAGCUGCCCAUUGACUCCUCCCAUGGCCCCCAUGACCCCUACUGACCCCUACACAACCUUCCCCCACCAGCCCUACUCCUCCAGUCCCCGGAACGCUCAGCUGAGCUCCAUAGCCCACCAAGGCUCUCCUCCUCUGGGGGACUCUCUCUCUCGCGGCCAGACCCAGAGCUCCAGACCACACCAGACACCCCAACAUCCCAGCCCACCCCUCAGAGAGUACCACCGCUACCCCUCCUCCCCAUCUCCUCCUCACUACCACACCCUUCACACACAUGUCAGGGGAGGGGUCCCAGAAUGGAGCGAGCCCACCUGAUUGGACCACAGGUGUAGGGGAAAGACUCUGAUUGGUGGCUUGGGGUUAUGUUUAUGUGAGAUGUUGUCAUUUUAUGUGUGAAGAGAUUUAAUUGGCCAGUUGUGUGUUUCCCUGUGCCAUCGGUGGAACGUUAGAUCAUCUGUGUGUUGCGUUUAAGUCCAUCCUCCUCUGACUGGGACCUCUCUGGAAGGAAUUGAUGUUAGAGGAACUUGGGGGAUAAGCAUUCAAACUAGAGGGACAGGAAGAAAGAUGAUGCCAUCAACUAACACGUUCCACGCUUCAUUCCUGAGACUGUUUUUAAUACAGUAUGUGACCUGUCUGUCACCCUGUCACCCUGUCCCCUGAAGAUGUGAGACUGUCUCUCUGUGGCCGUGGUUCCCAGUUGGUUUGUGACCCACCGAAAUCCCUGUGAUCCAACAGACAAAACCAUAUUUGUAAUCUGUGUGUGUGUCAGCUCAGCUCAGGGCUGCUGUGAGUUAAUGUCGGCUGAGAGGGGCUGCGGUGGCCACAGGCAGAGCAGAAGAGAGAUAAACUGUUAGUUUACACCAGGCUGCAGGGAGGAAGACCUGCACACACACACACACACUGACAAACAUAGAGAACUUGUUUAGAGGCUGCUGCAUGGCAGAAGACCUGUAAACACUCCCAUUGCAUUUUGGGUAUACGCACAUCUCAUCAUCAUGCAGCUGUCACUGCUGGCCUCUCCUUUACCCCUGAACUGACCCAACAAAACUCUCUGUUUCUCUGAACUGACCAAUCAACACUCUCCGUUUCUCUAAACUGACCUAUCAAUCAACACUGUCCUUUACCCCGAACUGACCAAUAAACACUCGAUCAACACUACAUUUCUGUCUCUCUCUCUGCCCCUCACUCUCUGUCUGUGUUUCUAGCCCCCCCCCCCCCCUUAAAGCCAGUAGAAGGGAGUCAUAUUAUAGUCACACUUUUAAACAUAUACUUUAGACAUCAUAUGAUUAUUGUUCUUGUCUAAAUAUUGUUUUAUUUUCCUUGAGAGUCAGUGGGUGUGUUAGUUGGAACCAGGUGAUGGCCUGGUGUUUUACACUAACAUAGGAAGAGUUCAUAUUGGUUCACAGAGGAUCAGUACGUAAGCACUGCAUGUGCAGAGCGAGAGUCAUUCCUGUGUGUGUGUGUGUGUGUGUCUGUGCGCCAGCGUGCGUGUGUUUAUGUGAAAGCAAUACUUUAAAAAGAGACGUCCUGUGAUCAUUUGAGAAGUGUUUGUACUUUAUUGUAUUGUUAUUGUUUAUAGUAUUUAUUGGCCUUGAGAUUCUGGCUGGUUUUGUUGUAAUUACACAGUGCUGGUUUUGUUGUAAUUACACAGUGUUGGUUGUAAUUACACAGUGCUGGUUUUGUUGUAAUUACACAGUGCUGGUUUUGUUGUAAUUACACAGUGUUGGUUGUAAUUACACAGUGCUGGUUUUGUUGUAAUUACACAGUGCUGGUUGUAAUUACACAGUGCUGGUUUUGUUGUAAUUACACAGUGUUGGUUGUAAUUACACAGUGCUGGUUUUGUUGUAAUUACACAGUGCUGGUUGUAAUUACACAGUGUUGGUUGUAAUUACACAGUGUUGGUUGUAAUUACACAGUGUUGGUUGUAAUUACACAGUGCUGGUUUUGUUGUAAUUACACAGUGUUGGUUGUAAUUACACAGUGCUGGUUUUGUUGUAAUUACACAGUGUUGGUUGUAAUUACACAGUGCUGGUUGUAAUUACACAGUGUUGGUUGUAAUUACACAGUGCUGGUUGUAAUUACACAGUGCUGGUUGUAAUUACACAGUGCUGGUUGUAAUUACACAGUGCUGGUUUUGUUGUAAUUACACAGUGUUGGUUGUAAUUACACAGUGCUGGUUGUAAUUACACAGUGCUGGUUGUAAUUACACAGUGCUGGUUGUAAUUACACAGUGCUGGUUGUAAUUACACAGUGCUGGUUUUGUUGUAAUUACACAGUGUUGGUUGUAAUUACACAGUGUUGGUUGUAAUUACACAGUGCUGGUUGUAAUUACACAGUGCUGGUUUUGUUGUAAUUACACAGUGCUGGUUGUAAUUACACAGUGCUGGUUGUAAUUACACAGUGUUGGUUGUAAUUACACAGUGCUGGUUGUAAUUACACAGUGCUGGUUGUAAUUACACAGUGCUGGUUGUAAUUACACAGUGCUGGUUGUAAUUACACAGUGUUGGUUGUAAUUACACAGUGCUGGUUGUAAUUACACAGUGCUGGUUGUAAUUACACAGUGUUGGUUGUAAUUACACAGUGUUGGUUGUAAUUACACAGUGCUGGUUGUAAUUACACAGUGCUGGUUUUGUUGUAAUUACACAGUGCUGGUUGUAAUUACACAGUGCUGGUUUUGUUGUAAUUACACAGUGCUGGUUUUGUUGUAAUUACACAGUGCUGGUUGAAUUGUUCAACUUGUUUGUUUCCCAUUGAAGUUUAUUUAUUUUUUGCUUUCCUCCCUCCCGUCUCCUGUCAUUUCCUUUUGAAUACAAUAUUUAACAUGGUUGUAAUAAAUGGCUUGUUACUUUU
Salmo salar (Atlantic salmon) is the source of this 4662-nucleotide messenger RNA. RefSeq names its product T-box transcription factor TBX5. NCBI's taxonomy places the organism in Eukaryota, Metazoa, Chordata, Actinopteri, Salmoniformes, Salmonidae. Gene Ontology annotation, molecular function: RNA polymerase II cis-regulatory region sequence-specific DNA binding; DNA-binding transcription factor activity, RNA polymerase II-specific. Gene Ontology annotation, biological process: cell fate specification; regulation of transcription by RNA polymerase II; positive regulation of DNA-templated transcription. The record is from RefSeq and is a predicted model, not a curated record. Gene Ontology annotation, cellular component: chromatin; nucleus.